Drosophila navojoa is the source of this 1414-nucleotide messenger RNA. Its product is annotated as zinc carboxypeptidase. The record is from RefSeq and is a predicted model, not a curated record. NCBI's taxonomy places the organism in Eukaryota, Metazoa, Arthropoda, Insecta, Diptera, Drosophilidae. Gene Ontology annotation, biological process: proteolysis. Gene Ontology annotation, molecular function: metallocarboxypeptidase activity; zinc ion binding.
ACUGAACAUGCUAUCGCUCCCGCUCCCGCUGCUGCUCUUCGGCUUGGUCUUUCGCCCUUUCGUUGGGGCUGCCAGCUUCUGCACGAAGGCUGAUCAAUGCGCCUUGGACGCCAUCUCUCAGGCACCGGCUGCCCAGGCCCGUUACGAUCACACACGUAUCUAUAGUGUGGAGCUGGCGACCGCCACUCAAGUGGGCAUCAUGCAGGCGCUGGAGGAGGCUAGCGACUCCUGCGGCUUCAUGGGCCAUGCGCGCAUGCCCGGCCAGAAACUGACCAUUAUGGUGACGGGCCACAAGGUGGCCGACUUCGAUGAUCUGCUGCACACCUACAACAUUAGCCAUCGCAUAUUGAACUACAACUUCCAGGAGCUCAUCGAUGCCAACUAUCUAGAGGUGGCGCCAGAGAAUACGCCGGCGGAAGAGUUCGAUUGGAAGCGUUACUUUCAGCUGGACAACAUCUAUGGCUGGCUGGAGAAGCUGGAACGGGAUCACCCGGACGUAGUCAAAGUGCUGGACAUGGGCUUGAGUACUCAGGGCUUGCCCAUCAAGGGGGUGAAACUGGCCUUUGGGGGAGAGAAUCUGACCAGUGUGUUCAUCGAAAGCGGCAUUCAUGCACGCGAAUGGAUCGCCCCAGCCACUGCCACUUACUUUAUUGAUCAGCUGCUUCACUCCAAGGACUCGGCCGUUCGAGCUCUGGCCCGCUCCCAGAACUGGUUUAUCUUUCCUUCGGUAAACCCCGAUGGCUAUCGCUAUAGCUUCACUGGGGAUCGUAUGUGGCGCAAGAAUCGCCAGAUCUUUGGCAUUUGCCGUGGCGUCGAUCUGAACCGCAAUUUCCCACUGAGCUGGAACACCACAGGCGCCAGCGGCAAUCCCUGUAAAUAUGACUUCUCUGGCCCAGCUGCCGCCAGCGAGGUGGAAACGCAGCGCAUCAUGCAGUUUCUGGAAACCCAUGUCGAGUCCGAGCGUAUUCGCACCUAUCUAUCGCUGCACAGCUACUCGCAGCUGAUCAUGUUCCCAUACGGCCACACAGCGGAGCGUGUGGAGAACUAUGCGGAUCUGAAGGAGAUUGGCCAACUGGCUGCGGCGCGCAUCAAGGAGCUGACGGGACGCGUUUACAAGAGUGGAAGUAUCUAUGAGACUAUCUAUCCCUCUAGUGGUGGCUCCAAGGAUUGGGCUCACAGCCAACUGAAGGUGCCAAUCACCUUCACGUUCGAGCUGCGCGGCCCGCCAGACAGCCAGGAGAUGUUCAUCCUGUCGGCCAAAGAGAUCGAGCCGACGGCGCGCGAGGCAUUCGCAGCGGUGCAAACCAUUGUGGAGGAGGCAGCCAAACGUGGCUAUUAUCAGUAAAUCACACGAAAUUUGAUUUCAAAUGUUUAUGAAUUAUAAGAUUAUAAGAAUUGAGAGAUAAUUGUAUAU